Emiliania huxleyi CCMP1516 is the source of this 1215-nucleotide messenger RNA. RefSeq lists its product as hypothetical. NCBI's taxonomy places the organism in Eukaryota, Haptophyta, Isochrysidales, Noelaerhabdaceae. Bases 1 to 1215 code for a protein of 404 amino acids. The record is from RefSeq and is a predicted model, not a curated record. The transcript has 4 exons.
AUGCCGGGGCCGUACAGCAGCUUGAUGGUGCUUCGCCGGCGUAGAAGCGGCCGCGGAGGGCUCCGGGUGUCUGAAAAAGACGGAUUUACGCUGCUCGUCGCGCUGGUGCUGGCCCGCAGGCGCCGCGCCGCCGCUCGCCUGGCGCCCUCGCAUAGCGGCGUGCCCGCAUCCUCUCCCGGCGCUGGCCUCGGCCGCCUGGCGCUCCUCCUGCAGCCACUCGAGGGCCGCGAGGCGCACCAUGAGCCGCCAUCGGCGCCGCCCAUCUGCGAGGUCAGCCAGCUCGACGCCGCGGCCCUCGAGUGGCUUCGCGUGAGCGCCGCCGAUGGGAGCUCCGCCGACACGUCUGCCGCGCUUUCCGCGGGCGGCGUCAAGCUGCUGCUGCAACUGCUCCAGGGCUGCUCGCUCGCCGACGAGCCGGCCCAAGAGCAGGCCCACGCCGUGGCGCGCGCCGCGCCGCGCAUCCUGGAACGGGUUCUCUCCGCGCGCUGCGCCGCCUCGGAGGCGCCGCCGGACGACGAGAGCGACGUCGUGCGGAUGCUGUCGGCGCUGCUGCAGCCGCUCACCGCAGGUGUCUCGCUAUCGUGUGGCUGGCUGCUGCUCGCGCAGGCGCUGCUCGAGGUUCUCGGAUCCGACCCGGCCACUGGCGAGAAGACCAUCACCGCGCUCGCGCAGUACGGAGAAUGGCUCGUCCGGCAGCUCGCGAGCCUGGAUGCGGGCGCGCAGCCUCCCACUCGCCCCCACGCCACCUCGAUGCCCAGCGGAGGCGAGGAGGCGGCCUCCUUCCGCUCGGGUGGAGUUGGCCUUCCGCCUGGGUGGAGUGUCGAGGCGCGAGACGCGAGCGCGCGCACCUACAGCGUGUACCACGGCCCAGCGGGGCGGCGCGCCGUCUCAGUGCCCGACGCGUGGCGCAAGCACCGUGCUGGCGAGGCCGCCCCGCAGGCUGGCCCGCAAGCCUGCAGUCUGGCCCUCGCCCUCAACGCGGCGCCGGGGAUGGGCGCGCUGCACGCCGCCCUCGAGCGAGCCGCGUGCCGCCCCUCACCGCCGGCGUGGCUCACGGACCCCUCGGCGGAGUGGCGGCGGCUGCUCGACGUCGCCUUUGAGCACAGCGUGCGCGCCGGCCUGGCGCGUGCGUGCCCCCUCGUGGCAACGCAGCUCUGGCGCACGUGCGUGCUGGUGGGAGGCAGCGGCUGCCUCGCUCCGGCACUCGCGGCUUGA